Molecule: messenger RNA, 1841 nt
Organism: Papaver somniferum (opium poppy)
Lineage: Eukaryota; Viridiplantae; Streptophyta; Magnoliopsida; Ranunculales; Papaveraceae
Product: probable galacturonosyltransferase-like 4
Exons: 1
Coding region: 208-1263 (351 amino acids)
Cellular component (GO): Golgi apparatus
Molecular function (GO): glycosyltransferase activity
Source: RefSeq, a predicted model, not a curated record
GAAAAUAUUUGAAAAAAAAAAAGGAAAAUUCCGAGGUUUCUUCUCUUCCUCACAAAAUUGACUUACAUUCUUCAUUCUUCCAUUUAAUCAAACUAAUUACUUUUUGUUCCAACUUGUCUUUCCUAAACCUUCUCUUAACCAGUCUCUAAUGGCUGCUCUUCCUAUUUUCCCCUAACCCUUACCAAAUUUGAAAAAAACCAAGGCAGGAUGGCCUUUGGGAAGCAGCCAUCUCUUCUUCCAUUCUUUGGCCUCCUGUCAUUUCUACUUCUCUUCCAUCCUAUUGCGACCACCACAACCGGUAUACGACUCAAUGUCGUUCGUAAGCCAGCACCAGAAGUACCCAUCUUCCGUGAAGCUCCAGCAUUUCGAAAUGGUGAAUCAUGUGGAUCGAUUGAGACUGACCCUAUCCAUGUCUCAAUGACCUUAGACGCAAAUUAUCUUCGAGGUACAAUGGCAGCUAUAUUAUCAAUCUUACAACAUUCAACAUGUCCUGAAAAUAUUUCAUUUCAUUUCCUUUGUGCAAGGUUUGAACCUGAACUAUUCUCUAGUCUUAGAUCAACUUUCCCUUACCUUAACUUCAAGGUUUACCGUUUCGAUUCUAACCGCGUCCGUGGUAAAAUAUCCAAGUCGAUUCGACAAGCACUAGACCAACCAUUAAACUACGCAAGAAUAUACCUGUCAGAUAUAAUACCGGUUGAUGUUAAUCGAAUUAUUUAUCUCGAUUCGGAUAUUGUAAUGGUUGAUGAUAUUGCAAAGUUAUGGAAAGUUGAUUUAGAAGGUAAAGUUGUGGCUGCACCAGAAUACUGUCACGCGAAUUUUACAAAAUAUUUCACGGACACGUUCUGGUCCGACUCAGAUUUAGCCGAGACCUUCAAGGGUAGGAAACCUUGUUAUUUUAACACAGGGGUAAUGGUGGUUGAUGUUGAGAAAUGGAGAGAAGGAGGGUACACACAAAAGGUUGAAGAUUGGAUGGGUGUUCAAAAACAAAAAAGGAUUUAUCACUUGGGUUCAUUACCGCCAUUUUUGCUUGUUCUAGCAGGUAAUAUCAAAGCUGUUGACCAUAGAUGGAACCAACAUGGACUUGGUGGUGAUAACCUUGAAGGAAAAUGUAGGAGUCUUCAUCCUGGACCUAUAAGUUUGUUGCAUUGGAGUGGGAAAGGUAAGCCAUGGUUGAGAUUGGAUUCUAGAAAACCAUGUAAUGUUGAUCAUUUGUGGGCACCAUACGAUCUCUACCGUUCAUCUAGUCUCUCGCUGGAAGAAUGAAUGAACUAAGAAACAUAGAGAUAGUUCGGGAAACAAGUUGGGGAUGGAAAAAAGAAGGAAGGAAAAGAAUGUUCAAAACAAAAAACAGGAAAAGAAAAUGUAAAACUAAGAUGUGAAGAGAUUUUUUUUUUAAGUUAGGGAAGCAAUUUCAUUUCAGAGACUUGAAAUUGUAAAAGAGAAGAACACAAAUUUGAUAAGGUAUUUAUGUUAAACAGAGGAGGAACAAGCAAAGGUUUAAGGGUUUUGAACUAGCAUGUACUGAGAGUUUUGCUCUGAUUUUGUAAGCCAUGGGAAAAAUGACCCUAAUUUUAUUUUAAUUUUUUUUCCCAUUCUGUUGUGGUAAGGAGGGAGACUACAGCAAACGACACAUCGUAAAACUCAUGUUUAGUACGUAAUUAAACUUCAAAUUUAGUUUCAGGGUUUUCAUUUGAACUUCUGUAUCCGAAACCAUGUUUGUUGGUCUUUUUAUGUGUCAACCCUAAAUUUCCCCCUUGUAAUCUAUGAUUAUAUACUAAUCAUCCAAACCCUACUACUAUUAUAGCUAUUAUGUAUUUUUAUUUCAGCAGGUUUUGUUUGUU